Molecule: messenger RNA, 1344 nt
Organism: Armigeres subalbatus
Lineage: Eukaryota; Metazoa; Arthropoda; Insecta; Diptera; Culicidae
Exons: 1
Coding region: 1-1344 (447 amino acids)
Biological process (GO): larval heart development; cell adhesion involved in heart morphogenesis
Cellular component (GO): extracellular matrix
Source: RefSeq, a predicted model, not a curated record
AUGGUCGCGCCUUGUGAUGAGGUUCUGAUUUUGGGCGACUUCAACCUCACGAGCAUUAUAUGGACUCCUAUUCACAGCAGUUUCUUCCGUCUGGAUCUUGAAAGCUUCAUGUUCCACGCAGGUGCCGUUAAACUUCUGGAUAACUCCAGUAUCGCAACGCUAUCUCAAAUCAAUGACGAGGUUAACGAGAAUAAUCGCUCUCUGGACCUCUGCUUCGUGAGUGGUCAUACCACGGCACCUUCCAUCUGUUUGGUUCCUGCACCCUUAGUUAAGGAUGUUGCUCAUCACCGCCCUCUAGUGAUUGCUGUCGAAGAUAAUGUUAUGCGUGAUUUCUUCAACCCCCCAGCCGUGGUGUCGUACGAUUUCCAUAAGGCGGACCAUCGCAGUAUUACUGAAGUGCUAUCAAAUAUGGAUUGGGAACACAUUCUCGAUCCAGUGAACAUUAAUUCUGCUGCAGAAACUUUUUCUCACAUCAUGGUGUACAUCAUCGACAGGCAUGUCCCAAAAAAGUCCGUUCGAUCUGACUCUCGGAUCCCGUGGAUGACGAAUGCUCUCCGGUCGCUGAAAAGGUGCAAGAAAGCUGCACUCAGAAGUUACACGAAACACCGUACGUUGCCACUCAAAUUCCACUAUGUCAGACUCAACAACGAGUAUAAGCGGAUCAGUCGUUAUCAUUUCCUACGCUACCAAAGAGGGAUACAGCGACGACUAAGAUCUCACCCAAAGUCCUUUUGGAGCUACGUAAAUGAACAGCGCAAAGAGACUGGAUUUCCAUCGUCCAUGGUAUUCAAUAGUGAAUCUGCAAGCACCCAACAAGAUAUAUGCAACCUGUUCUCAUCUAAAUUCCCCAGUGUGUUUGACGACGAACAACUACCUGUUGAUGUCGUGACCACCGCUGCCAGCAACGACCCAUUAGCGAAUCAAUCGCUCGGUGAUAUCGAGGUGAAUGUCGAAGUCAUCUCAAGAGCGAUAUCUAAGCUUAAGACAUUAUCUAAGCAUGGUCCUGACGGUGUUCCAUCGAUGAUUCUCAAAAAGAAUAUUACCUGUCUGCUUGAACCCCUCCUCCAAUAUCUAUAUCAAUAUCAACAAUAUCUCUGCGCUGACCAACAUGGUUUUACAGCUGGCCGUUCAACAUCCACUAACUUGUUGUGCCUAACGUCGUACGUCACGGAUAGAAUGAUUGCAGGCCUUCAAACGGACGUGAUUUACACGGAGCUUUCUGUAGCAUUCGAUAAGCUAAACCAUAAAAUUGCAAUCGCCAAGCUUGACAGACUUGAAGUCGGUGGAAAUCUUCUCGAUUGGUUUCGAUCAUAUCUGACCGGACGCCAGCUUGUGGUUGCUUAA